Staurois parvus is the source of this 329-nucleotide messenger RNA. The record is from the annotation of a GenBank genome assembly. NCBI's taxonomy places the organism in Eukaryota, Metazoa, Chordata, Amphibia, Anura, Ranidae.
UGCAGACUGCUUCUACAAACAUUGGUGAAAGAAUGGGUCGCUCUCCACGCCAAGCGUGGUCCCGUGAUAGGUGGCCACCUGGGCAAUAAGUUCAUCUGUGACAUUUCCUGGCUACUAAAUAUUCUACGCUCAACUGUUAGUGGAAUUAUAACAAAGUGGAAGCAACUGAGAACCACCAAGUGGUAGGCCACGUCACAUGACAGAGCAGGGUCAGCACAUGCUAAAGCGCACAGUGCACAGAAAUCGCCAACUGUCUGCAGAGUCAAUCGCUAAAGACCUCCAAACUUGUGAAGGCAUCAACAUACCAAGACAUUUUGGACAAUUUCAUG